UCUACCCUGCUCAAGAGUAUGGCCAUUCUUCUUGCUACACUGGGGGGUAAGGAAAUAGACAUCUUGGAUCUUAUAUGUCCUGGAUAUUCUCAAGAAGAGGUAAGGAAUGGGAGCACAAGUCAGUCACCAGGAGGAUCAGUUUACACUGGAUUUAUUGGACGGUCUCAGUCCUUCUCAACAAGAGAGGAUGUGGAGAAUGAAAUAAAGCAGUGUGGAGUUUCAGUGAAGAACCUCAAGGCCAAUUAUGAAAUUCAGAAUCAGUCUCAGUCUACAGAUAACAAAGCAAAUAAGGUAUAUAAACGCAAGAGGUCACUCCCUGUGGUAAGUGAGCCCAGUUAUCGUCCAGAGACAAUUUGCGAGGAUGUCCCUUGUCCCACUGCUGAGGUCCCACAGUCCCAAACUAAUGGACAUUUACCCUCAGUGGAGGAAUCAGUCUUACCACUUGUUGAAGAACCAGUUAUUGUUGCAUCUCAUGCUCCUCAGACAUAUGAUGCACCUGCUGAGAUAAUGGCUCCAACUGAUAUUGAACAGUUCAACCAGGUUCUUUCUGCAGACCCUAUUUUAAAUAAUGAUCAACUAACAAGAAGCCUGGAGGUACAGACAGAUCUGAGCUUCGUUCAGGAAUGCAUUGAAAUGAGGAAAGAGAGAAUCGUCUUCCUGUUCCUUGAACACUGGCGGAAGUACACUAUCUCUGAAUCUUAUCGGACUAAAUAUUCUGGCAGGAGAGGAAAUCAUUUAGACGUAGCGUGGGAGGACUACAACCAAUUCACUGCACAGAUUGGUGAGGAUAUGCAGAGUGAAGAUGACAAACUCCUACUUUUCAUGAAAUCAAAGCAAGUAGUUGGGAAUCUUAUUGGUCACUGGAGGACAAUCAUGAGUCAAGUGCCCACGCGCCAGAUCCGCAGGCUGAGUCGUGCUCAGAUGAUCUACUGGCCAGAGCACUUCUUGCCACACAUAAAUGGGUCACCUGUGAAUUAUGAAAGUCUAACCCUUGACCUCUUCAUGCUUGGAUACUUCCAGUUGCUAGAAAUGAACAUGUCUCGCAGUGAGCGCAAAUUCCGCCACCUCUUGUGCUAUGAGAUGUUUGAUCGUCUUGGUAGCCAUAAAUGGGAGGUCAUACGGCAGUUUCACAAAGAGGUCAUGGAGGAAAUUGAAAAAGGGAAGCGAGACUGGGGAGAUGGGUUUGAAGACAUAAAAUUAAAGUAUUUUGGAGACUGUAAUGAAGGUGGAGGUGUGAUGACGGCUUCUCUACAUUCCAUGUCUCCCGACCUGUCCAUUAUGCCAAUGCAAGAGCCACUCCCUCCCCCACCUUCACAUCCUCCACCCCCUCCACCACCAACCCAUCCUGCACCCCCACCUCCAAAUCAACAGUCUACUUCCCCACCAGCCUCUAAAUUAGAUGUUUCUCCAUCAUCACCACCUGCUGCAUCCAACAAUGGUGUAUCUGACAAUGGCCACUGUGUGGAGCAGAAAACCCAGAAAGACUCACUGAAGGACAAUGCUCAGGGGGAUGUAAAAACCAGCGAGGCAGUGGUUUCUAAUGGAAGUAGUGAAGCACCAGCAAAAGAUGAGACACAACAAGUCACAGCUGAAAGCUCAGGACCAGUGAAAGAUGUUCCACCGGUUACUGUUAAAAUAAUAGAGGAGCCUCAUGUUGAUAAAGCUCCACCCAGAGAUGAAUGUGAUGAAAAUUCAAUUAAAGUGAUCUAUGAGCUAAAAGAGUUCAGCAAUGAGGAGAUCAUCAGAUACAUCGAUCGAAGCUUUAUUUUUUGGAAAGAAAAGGAAGCUGAGCUUUUUGAUAUCUGACAACUUUGCGGACUAAGGAUCUACUAAAAGUCCUGUUCACCCAUACAACCAAAAACAAAAUCCAUAAAGCGCAGGAUCAGGGAAACUAACCUGCAAAGUGGAGUAUGCUGAGAAAGGAAACUAAUCUAGUGUGUUAGCUUUUAGGCCAUGUCACAUAAGAGACUUAACUGCAGCAAAGCAACGAGCAUACACUUAGCUGUACUGGACUUUACCAUUUGCAAAUGUUGAAGUGGAUGAAAAGCCUGUGAUGUCAAAAGAUAGAAAAAAUUGCUACAUCCAUUUCAUUUUAAAUUGUGUUGAACCAAGAGCCUUUUGAAUAGUAUGUUUGAUUGCCAUGGUACACUACUUCUAGAAAAAGAAGUUUUUAAAGAAAAAGAUUUGCCAUAAAAGUCAUGAAGUAUGUUUGUUUAGAACAUCUUUGUAAUAAAGGGCAUACCUGGUAAAACUCUGCACACUUUCAGAUUGCGUUUUAUGUUGAGAUAGCCUCAGUGAUUUGGUAUCUCAGAAGGGCAAGGGA
Larimichthys crocea (large yellow croaker) is the source of this 2323-nucleotide messenger RNA. RefSeq lists its product as uncharacterized. The record is from RefSeq and is a predicted model, not a curated record. The transcript has a single exon. Bases 19 to 1806 code for a protein of 595 amino acids. Gene Ontology annotation, biological process: actin filament bundle assembly. Gene Ontology annotation, molecular function: actin filament binding. Lineage: Eukaryota; Metazoa; Chordata; Actinopteri; Sciaenidae. Gene Ontology annotation, cellular component: cytoplasm.